Messenger RNA from Penicillium canariense, 474 nucleotides. RefSeq lists its product as uncharacterized. The transcript has a single exon. Lineage: Eukaryota; Fungi; Ascomycota; Eurotiomycetes; Eurotiales; Aspergillaceae. Bases 1 to 474 code for a protein of 157 amino acids. The record is from RefSeq and is a predicted model, not a curated record.
AUGCAGAGCCGAACGGUCUUCACUAGUCGAACGCCGCUCCCGGCCUCGGUGUCCGAGGAGGCGGUGUUGCGAACGUUGCGCGAUCAUGCGGCGAUGAUUGAACAGAACCCGCUGGUCAUCCACUAUGAACGGUGUGCGCCACCUGCCGAUGCACCACCCGAGGAAAGCAACGGGGUCUGGUACGAACUGACGGACCGCAUCUCCUAUCUGCCGUGGGGCUUGUUGCGGGGCAAGGUCCGAUAUCGAGGUUGCUUCCACGAUACCCCUCAGGGUCUCCGAACACACAUUUAUGCACCUCUGGGGGUGCACAUCCGCAAUCAUUGGACGGUCGGCCGAGGACCGGGGAACCCCACCCAAAUGCAGGGGAGGAUCAUCCCGAUGGAGUGUACUUGCAGGAAGAGAUUGAACUGCGCUGCCCAUUCGGAACGACGAGUUUCGUGCGCCGGACGCUCUCGCAGGCGCACCGGGAAUUAG